This is a messenger RNA of Lycium ferocissimum, 719 nucleotides long. RefSeq names its product SKP1-like protein 20. Lineage: Eukaryota; Viridiplantae; Streptophyta; Magnoliopsida; Solanales; Solanaceae. The transcript has a single exon. Gene Ontology annotation, cellular component: cytoplasm; nucleus. The record is from RefSeq and is a predicted model, not a curated record. Gene Ontology annotation, molecular function: cullin family protein binding. Gene Ontology annotation, biological process: SCF-dependent proteasomal ubiquitin-dependent protein catabolic process. Bases 201 to 506 code for a protein of 101 amino acids.
AACCAAAGCAGGUAAAAUAAAGAUUACUCUUAUUAACUUCAGAAGUUUCGUUUCCCUCUAGGGAUCCUUUUCAUGAGAAUUUGAGAUCGAAGAAUCAAUAGCUAUUCAAUGUGGAACUAUAAAAAAUAUGGUGGAGGACGAUUAGCUUCAUCCCCCUUCCAAACGUUGAUACCGAAAUCCUAAUCAAAAUUAUUGCGCACAUGAAGAAGCACGUUGAGAAGACGGAUUUGAACGAAGAAGAAAUCAAAGAUUACGACAAGGAAUUCAUGAAAGUGAGCUUUAAUGACAUAUUUGAACUUGUAUUAGCUGCAAAUUACCUUCACAUAAGCAGUUUGAUGGAUCUCUUGUGUCAGUCGAUUGCCGAUAGAAUUAAGAAUAAGUCUGUGAAGGCUAUUAAGAAGAUAUUGGAUAUCACUAGUGGUUACACCCCAGAGGAAGAAGCAGAGGUUCGUGAUGAACAUAAGUGGGCGCAUGAGGGAGUAGAAUUUGAUGAAUCUCUUGAUUAGAUUAAUUUGUGUUUUUAGCUUAACUUAAAUCUAGGGGUUUUUACUAUUAUGUUUUUUUCUCUUAAGUUUUAUGUAGUUCAGGGUUUUGAGUUUUACUGACAAGAAUAUAGCAAUUCUGGAUUUUUAUUAAUUAUUCCGGGCUCAAAUUUAGAGAUUGACAUUGGAAUUCUAAUUUAUAUACCAUUAAUCUAAUGUAUAACCAAACAGUGAUUU